AUGCUGGAAGACCCAGCUUACAGUGAAGUAGUCAGAUGGGGAGACCAGGGCGACAGCUUUGUCGUUCUCGAAAACGAGAAGUUUACCAAGAGCAUAUUACCGAAACAUUUUAAGCACAGCAACUUUGCAAGUUUCGUGCGUCAACUGAACAAGUACGAUUUCCACAAAGUCCGGCAUAACGAAGAAAAUGGGCAUUCUCCCUAUGGUGCAUCGGCAUGGGAGUUUAAACAUCCGGAAUUCCGAGCCGAUAGAAAAGAUAAUCUCGACAAUAUUCGAAGGAAAGCCCCGGCUCCGAGGAAAGCCCAGAAUGCUGAAGAUCAAUACGGAGUAGCGAACUCACAAGUCGUGGCCAUUGGCGAGACGUUGGCCGCAACACAACAGCAGGUCCAACAACUCCAGGAGUCGUACUACGAGAUCCUCAACGCAAACAAGAUAUUUGUCGAUGAGAUCAUGCACCUCCAGAAGUUGGUGAAGGCGCAGAAUCAGGUACACAACGAGCUGCUGAACCAUCUCAACAAGGUCGAGCAGGAGAGAAAGGACAGUCGCAACUCGAACCAUUCCACACCCGCGUUCAACUCCAACAGUAGCAAUCUGCUCUCAGACGGCUCGGAAUCACCACUGGAACUCCGCCGAGCCCGCGAUAUCUUGAACAGCCUCACCGUAGAGCACCACGCAGAUCGUGAUCUGAACCGCAUGUCAGUUGCAUACCACCAUACCGGUGGUUCCCCCGAAUCUGCCGGGUCCUCCGCGAUGAUGGGUCCGCCUGGUACCGGGGGAGUAGCUCCGUUCUUGCACGAUCCCCUCAACGACAUGCGUCAUCUCGUGUAUCCAGUCGGUCAGACGAUAGGUAUUGAUCCCUUCGCUCCCGAACACAUGAACAACAUCCCCUAUAACCGGCCAGGCCAAGAGAACGCGAUCGGCCCAGGCUCUGAUUUCCAUGCGGCGCCUAUGCCUUCGCACAGUUCUCCAGGUGCACCACUAUCGGGAGGGGGCUCGCCUUGGGGAUCAAAGAAGCCUAUUGUCCUCCUCGUCGAAGAUGAUAGAACCUGUUCUCGAAUCGGGUCCAAAUUCCUGAACCAGUAUGAUUGCGGAGUCGAAGUCGCGCGCGAUGGCCUCGAGGCUGUGAACAAGGUCAAUGCGAAACAGCACGCUUAUGACCUAAUCUUCAUGGAUAUCGUCAUGCCCCAGCUCGAUGGUGUCUCUGCCACUGCCAUGAUCCGCGAAGUUCACCCAAACACGCCCAUCAUUGCCAUGACGUCCAACAUCAAUCAGCAAGACCUCGAAAUGUAUUUCCAUUGGGGAAUGCGAGACGUGCUGGCCAAGCCCUUCACCAAGGAGGGCAUGAUCGGUAAGCUGAGGAAACAUCUGGUCAACUUCUUGCGAAACCCGCCGCCGGAGGCUAUGAUGGACCCCAUCUAUCCCAACGGAGGCCCGGCUCAACCACCAACGCCUGGUCCAUACCUCAACCAAGGAAUGGGCAUGGCACCGCUCUCGGCGACGUCUUCCGGUCCUGUCGCUAAGUUCGACACCACCCCAGUACAAUCGCCAGCCACCAGUAGCUCGUGGCACUCGCCAAGCCAGCUUCCGCAUGCCUCGCCGACGAUAAGCCAUGACCAAGGAGCGUAUCUCGCCGCUGGGAGCGGCUCGCAGAUGGUGCUCACGCCUGGCGGUACCCAAAGGCCACAGUAUGCUAGCGCCAUGAUACCGCACAUGGGCGGUCCCCAAAAAAUACCAGAGGGCAUGCAGCGCCACGAUGGACCACCCGGAAAGCGACAACGGUUGUAUGGGCCGCAAGAGAGAUAG
This is a messenger RNA of Anthostomella pinea, 1803 nucleotides long. Lineage: Eukaryota; Fungi; Ascomycota; Sordariomycetes; Xylariales; Xylariaceae. The record is from the annotation of a GenBank genome assembly.